AUGGUAAAUGUGAAGAGAACUGGUCAUAGAUUAAAAUUUUUGAGAUCAUAUUAUACUUCAAUAUAUCCUUCUUUGUUAAAAUAUCGUUGGUAUAUUUUCCUAUUAUUAUUUCUUAUAUUUCUCACUCGAUUUCAAUAUAUUGAUAUUGUUUCUCCUUUGAAAUUACCUUUGGUGUUGAUCAAUGCAGUUUAUUCACGGCUUACAAAUCUAAUACACACACAAGAGGAACUUACAACAACUCCUGUUCCUGAAGUUGUGAUUGAUGUGAAACAUCGAAUUCUUCCAUACAAACUUGCACUAAGAGCUGACGAUAGACCAUUUGUUGAGCCUGAUCAUGCACAAGACAAGUUACUCAAAGAUCUACAACUCUUUGAAACAUGUAAACGAGAUCCAUCGACUAUUAUUGUUGAUGUUGGUGCUCAUCUAGGUGAUUUUGGUCUUUACGCAGCUGCAUGUGGUUGUACUGUUUAUAUGUUUGAACCAAGACCGCACAGGGUUACUCUUCUUCGUUCAUCAAUUCAGCAUAAUUCAUUUCCAACAUCUCGUGUUCAUCUUUUUCAUAAAAGCGUUAGUGAUUGUCCAUCAAAUUCUACUGUAAAUUACCCAGUUGGAGAUAUUGCACCAGGUGUGAUGGAUGAUAAUCCUAUUGUAGUAGAAACUAUUCGACUUGAUGAUGUUGCAUGGUCAGCUUUGUCAAUCUUCAUACUUAAAAUUGAUGCUGAAGGAUCGGAAUCAAAAGUUAUUGAUUCAGCAAAAAAAUUGUUUGCUAAAAAACGUAUUCGUCAUUUAAUCUUUAACUUUUAUCCAUGGGGAACUACGGAAGUUUCACAAAGUAAAUUAUUGCCACAUUUAAAAGAUGAAUUAAAAGCAAAAUCUAUCUACUGUUUUUAUCGAGGAGAUAAUGAUAUGUAUGGGCCUCUUCGUCUACGAGAUAUCAAAGUAUUUCAUAAACAACAUUCGAAUAUAAAUAUUGCAAUCAGUCUCUUCGCUACUUUUGAUGAACAAAUAACGCAAUCUUCUAUCCAAUCGAAACGAUAUCAAUCAAAUAAACAUGUAGCAUAA
Messenger RNA from Adineta steineri, 1062 nucleotides. The record is from the annotation of a GenBank genome assembly. Lineage: Eukaryota; Metazoa; Rotifera; Eurotatoria; Adinetida; Adinetidae.